Entamoeba invadens IP1 is the source of this 2379-nucleotide messenger RNA. RefSeq lists its product as hypothetical. The coding region runs from base 1 to 2379 and encodes 792 amino acids. The record is from RefSeq and is a predicted model, not a curated record. The transcript is spliced from 3 exons. Lineage: Eukaryota; Evosea; Mastigamoebida; Endamoebidae.
AUGGAGGAGUGUGCAAACGUAAUUUGUAAGGAAUUUGUGACGGUGCUGACGGAGUGUUGUGCGACACCACCAAAGGAGACUGACACACUUCAAUACUGCUUACAACUCCACGUGAUAGCCAACAACAACAACUUGAAUUACUUUGAAAUGAUGAAGUAUUUUUUCGACGCUGUGGAACAACAACAAGAGGGGAUGACCUGCAAAAUGUUAACUGAGCUCUUACGAGGACUUCACUUUGGGUUUGAUCUCAUAGGAAUGGUCCUCACACCAGCAGAGCUUGGGAAACGCCCUUUUUGUGUAUCAAUUUUGUAUCAAACAUAUCCCAAAGUGAUUGAUUAUAUGGACGCCGAGAAUAUUUGCGAUACAGUCAUUCACGCAUUUCAAACUAAUAAAGAUUUGGCGAUCAGUUUGAUCAAGAAAUUUGUCAUUCCUAAAUCGGAAACACUCAAAGUCAUGAAGAGUAUCGACUGCACCGGUAUUAUUCGGUAUAUGCCGUACGUCCAUUGCUUCCCAGACAUCUUUUUUGUCAUGAAAGAAAAUUUCAAAAACUACUUUGCCGAUUUGUACUGCGCGUUUUGCACAUACGGAGAACUUUGUAAAGCCCAAAAUGGCGUCUUCGACGCUAGACAUUUCAGUAACAUGACAAUCAAAAACGACGUCGUAUUUCGAAACGCACUGUACGCCACCAUUCCAGAAAUACAUUCUUCGGCGGAAAUCGAAAUUAAAAGGUACUUGAAGAAAAUUUCGUUUGGCGCGGAACUCAAACCGGAACAGAUCAAAGAUCUCAAAGCGAUCGUACAUUGCGACCCUAAACGUGUGUUGAACUACUUGAUUGAGACAAUUCUCGCGUAUCCAAAUUUUGUUUCGACUGUAGUGAGAUUGGUCUCCGAGUUGGACGAGUGGGAAGUCGAUUUAAUGAAUUACCAAAUCUGUUGUGAAUUGAGCCGCACAAUUUGUGAAAUGCACGACACGAUUAUUCAGUUGAAAAAUUUGGAAGGGUUGGACGGUGAGUUGGUUGAAAUGGCGUUGAAACAAGCGAACACUGCGUUAUUGAAAGAGCGGAGUGAUAUUGCUACAAUUUGUCAGUACUUUGGAAGUGUUUGUGGGUAUAAAGAAAAGACGUUUGAGAGAGUGUAUUGGUGCAUUGACAAUAUCAAUUUUGGGGAGUGGGAAAUUAUUAUAAUCGAGAAUCUUUUGGACAACGUUCCUGAAGCUCUUUUAGUCAAGAAAGUUAUCGAAGAAAAGCGGUUGUGUCACUUUGUGAAAAUAAUGGAAUUUGUUAUGAACAUGGGUAAUUGGACGGAGUGGUAUGACCGGUGUAGUCUGCUAGAGAGAAGACUGAUAAGUUUGGCGAAGAACAUUACUACAGAGACUAAAAGCGCAUUGAUUCAGGAAGUUAAGGAAAUGGGGAAAUCGAUUCGAAAGGAGGUUGUGUGGAGUUUGUUGAGAACAGCGGUACAGACGUCUAUGAUCACUUCGUUUUCAUGGAAACCGUUGAUGGGCGUCAUUCAAAAUGAGGAUGAAAAUGAGUGUAUAGUCCGAGCUAAAAUAUGGGAGUUGUUCUGGGAAUUACAAUCUCAAGAUUUUGGAAUGAGUGAGACAGAAAUCAAAGAACUUGCAGAAUUGCAACGAAAAUGUGAUGAUGAGAUUGAGAAGAGUGGAAUGGAUGUUGUGAAUGACGAGUUGGUUCAAAAAAUUGAGUUGUAUAAAAGACGCGAAAGGAAUGAGAUUAUUUUGCAGAACGUUUUUGAGAAGUUGAAAGAUAUGAUGAGGGGAAAUAGUGAAGGUCAAAAAAUGUUAGACCGAGUCCUUUGGUUUUAUAACACGUGUGUGAUAAAGAGAGUACUCCAAUCUGCUGAAGAUAUCAAAGUUGUGUGUGGGUUCAUCCGAGUGCUUUUCAUGUUUGAAAUACCGUUUGUCAACGUUUUGGUUCUGUUAGACAAGAUUUUUGAGUGUGGAUUUUCGUUGGUCUUUUUUGUGUCAGAUGAGGAGGCGAAAAAUCUUGGGAAUUUUGUGGGGGAACUUGUUGGUUUUGUUUGGGGCUUGUUGGCCAAUUUUGAAGAAAGGUGCAGUCGCAAUUCUCAUCUCUUUGCUGGGAGGCAGUUGUCAAAGUUCGAGAUUGACGAGUUGGCGAAACGGUGGGGAAACUCACUUGAUUUUAAAAUCCGAGCAGCACUAUUUUCUGAGCAAAAGAGUGUUGUGGUCAAAGCUCUUUUCUUUUUGGUUGGGUGUAAGUGCCAAUUUAUUUUCAACGACACAGUUAUCUCGAAAUUGGAGAGUAUGAUAUCUGAACGAGAUUUACAAAUACGGCGGUUGGUUAAUCAGGUAUUAGAUGAUCUUGAAACGAAUAACAAAAGUGUAAAACAAAUUCAAUGCUGA